CAGGCUUGCACUGACCUUUCUUACGUCCUGCUUUACUUGCGUUUCCCUUGCUGCUGGCCUUCUGAGUUAAAAGGUGAAGGAUAUUGGCGAGAGCAUUUGGAUUCUUAGCAGUGCAUUCCAGUUCGUUCUGCACAAGUGGACUGGCGUAUGGCGAUGGUGCAGAGACUACACUCGGAAUUCAUUAGACCUAUGGCGCUCGACAGCGGGCAGAGCGACAGUUCAGCUCUCGACUUGGUGCACAAUGCCUACCGCAAGCUCGAGCACGAGGAGCUCGUCCUUUUCCUCAAAGUACGUUCAUUACCGACGACGGGGAGCGACUCCGAACUGGCUUCACGGCUAGCGCACUACGACAUCCACACAUUUAAUAUCCCCGAGUUGUACAUUAGCCCAAGGACUAGCCCGAACCCAACGCUGAAGAGCGUUAGCAGAGCAAGCUUCCAUGCAUCCCCACCCUCGCCGCCUGACUCUGUAUCCCUUCCCCCUUCGUUACAUUACCCGCAAAAGUCUGUGAAAGCACGACAGCAGAUCAUGGCCCCCGACCUCCCGGUAGAGUUGAUCGCAGAGAUCAUGGACCGCCUGGGCGACUGGGAGCUGUGCAAGGCAGUCGGCGUGCCCACCUCUUUACCGCGGCCCCUCUCCUGGGCACGGGCGUCAUCCACCGACGAGGCCAUGCUCACAGGCUACCUCCCUUUAAUCCGGUCGGUCGACCCCGGCGCGAACCCGCCCACCAAGGUCGGCGCCAGCCUCGCCGUGCGCUUCGGGUAUGUCCAUGUCCUGGCCUACUUCUUCCUGCAUCAUCGAGACAUCUUCCUGGAGGUGUUCUGUCCGCACAAGACGAUUCCCACCAUCGCGUCGAAUAGCGGGCGCACGGCGGUUUUGUCGUGGUUAAAACACACUUUGGAUGCGAACCCAGAUUUACCGCGGCUGCAGCCGAAAGUGAUUGCGGAGUGUAUUGAUGGAGCGUCCCGGCACGGCCAGGUCGUUUCCCUAGAUUGGUGGCUGCAGUACUCCGAUCUCGCCCAAGAACCUAUAGCGCACCCAGUUCCAUUCGAGUACACUGAAUACGCCUUGGAGUUCGCCUCUGCGAAGAACCACUUGUCGGUCCUCCAGUGGUGGAAAACACACCACCUCUCUCCGCCGCACCUCUCUCUAAAACCCGGUCGUUCCCUCGACUUCGCCUCCACAGCAGGCAACAUCGAUGUGCUUAACUGGUGGGCGACGUCGUCAUUAGAAUUCAAGUACGAUAAAUCUGCGAUGUACCUCGCGAGCUGUCACGGCAAGGUCGACGUGCUCAAGUGGUGGCUGCAGAGCGGGCUGCGGCUGCAGUACGACGGGGAGGUCCUUGUCGGCGCGACGAAGCACAACCGGCCAGAGGUGCUCGAGUGGUGGGACAAGAGCGGGCUGGAGGUGCAGUACCGGAUGUGUGACGUGGAAGAGGCGCUCGAAGAUGCGAUUGGGGGUGGCGAGCAGGCGAGGGAGUGGUGGAGGCGGAAAGGUGUUGACUUCAAUACGACGGAUAAGGAGUGGACGCAACUGAGGAAUCUCAACUGA
Gloeophyllum trabeum ATCC 11539 is the source of this 1551-nucleotide messenger RNA. RefSeq lists its product as uncharacterized. NCBI's taxonomy places the organism in Eukaryota, Fungi, Basidiomycota, Agaricomycetes, Gloeophyllales, Gloeophyllaceae. Bases 148 to 1551 code for a protein of 467 amino acids. The record is from RefSeq and is a predicted model, not a curated record. The transcript is spliced from 2 exons.